AGUAACGACGUGGCUGGCUAGCUAGAUGUAAAUAUUGACAAUUUGUAACUGUAUCACACACAUGUUAUGGAGACAAGUUGUUUCUCUGAUAUCGACAAUGAGUCGGCGUCAAUUGUAGGUGAUUCUGAAGGAGAAGAAGAAAAAAAUAUUUACCUGGACAGAUUGAUGCUUGCAGAUUUGUUAGACUCGCCAUACACACGUAAUUUGUCCACACCACUCACCAUCAAUGGCUGUACAGACGGGUUUUCUCCUCAGAUAGCGAUGUUGACUUGUAGACGUUUGGAUGGCAUGGACCAAGUGCGUCUCACACCUGAGAAGAUCCAAUCCCCAUAUUUGUCAAGGAGUUCUGGGAAUCCAGAUGACGAGAAAGGAAUGGAUAGUAUUAUCGCUCAAGGACAUGAUGGAGAAGACAGUAAGGGGAUGAAAGAAGAAGACACCUCCGAGGGGUCAGUGUCCCAUUCACACAGGGAGGGUACACAGCGGACCCUCGGGGACGUAAUCCCAAAACUUUCCCGGGGUGGUGGUGAUUGUGACCUCUCACAGAAGGAGACAGGUGCAGAGCCCAAGGGACAGACCAGGCUGACUGAGAGUCAGACACAGGGGAGUAAACAGACCAGACCAAUGGAGGGAAGCAGACCAACCAGGCAGACCAGAGGGACCAAACAGAAUGACAACCAGGCACAGGAGAACAAACCGGAGAACAGACAGACCAGGCAGAGUGACAGUCAGAGCCAGGAGACCAGCAGACCAACCAGGCAGACUGACAGACAGAAGCAGGAGACCAGCGGACAAACCAGACAGACCAGGCUGACUGACAGCCAGAAGCAGGAGACCAGCGGACCAACCAGACAGACCAGGCUGACUGACAGCCAGAAGCAGGAGACCAGCGAACCAACCAGACAGACCAGGCAGAGUGACAGCCAGAAGCAGGAGACCAGCAGACCAACGAGAGAGACCAGGCAGACUGACAGACAGAAGCAGGAGACCAGCGGACCAACCAGACAGACCAGGCAGACUGACAGCCAGAAGCAGGAGACCAGUGAACCAACCAGACAGACCAGGCAGAGUGACAGCCAGAACAGGCCAGGGACACUGAGAGGUGUGAAGCAGAACCCUGGGGGGUCCCAGAGUGGGCGGGCCGUCCCCCCUCUGAAUGUCCUCCACCGGAAGAACCCUUACGGGGAGACUGUUCUCCACGUUGCAGUCAUGCAAGGAGACAUCCAGAGGGUCAGAGGCAUGCUGUCACAGGGCCCCGACGUCAACAUGGCCGACAACGCAGGUUGGACUCCUCUUCACGAGGCAGUGUCCCACGGUCACUAUGAGAUCAGUAAAGACCUGAUCCAGACUGGAGCUCUGGUCAACUGUAUUGGAGACAGUGGAACCACGCCUUUACAUGAUGCUGUAGUGCAGGGACACCUGCAGAUAGCAGAGCUGCUGUUGAAGCACGGGGCAGACCCUCUACUGAAGAACAACAACGGGCAGACAGCCUAUAGCAACACCACAGAACCCUCUCUGAUCAAACUCAUGGAGAACAACAUCCCCAAGAACAAGAGAAAGGCACUAGCAGGGAGAAGCGGGGAGCAGUCAGGAGCUGGAGGACCCAUGAGAGCGUUGAGGUCAGUGUCCAAGGGCACUGUGUCCAGGAACAUCCCUGGGGGGUCCCAGAGCGGGCGGACCGUCACCCCUCUGAAUAUCCUCCACCGGAAGAACUGUUACGGGGAGACUCUACUCCACGUUGCAGCCAUUCAGGGAGACAUCCAGAGGGUCAGAGACAUGGUGUCACAGGGGCUCGACGUCAACAUGGCCGACAACGCAGGUUGGACUCCUCUUCACGAGGCAGUGUCCCACGGUCACUAUGAGAUCAGUAAAGACCUGAUCCAGACUGGAGCUCUGGUCAACUGUAUUGGAGACAGUGGAACCACGCCUUUACAUGAUGCUGUAGUGCAGGGACACCUGCAGAUAGCAGAGCUGCUGUUGAAGCACGGGGCAGACCCUCUACUGAAGAACAACAACGGGCAGACAGCCUAUAGCAACACCACAGAACCCUCUCUGAUCAAACUCAUGGAGAACAACAUCCCCAAGAACAAGAGAAAGGCACUAGCAGCUCCAACAAGACGACCUGCAGACUCGUCCCAACUCAGCCCGUCCCAAAGUGGAACAGAGAGGAAGCUCAGGAGGUUAGCAGCACAGGCAGAUCAGACCAGCACUGACCAGGAGAGAUACCAGCAGAGACGCACAACAACCAGGUCUGAAACCAGCAACACUGACCAGCAGAGACGCACAACAACCAGGUCUGAAACCAGCAACACUGACCAGCAGAGACGUACAACAACCAGGUCUGAAACCAGCAACACUGACCAGCAGAGACGCACAACAACCAGGCCUGAAACCAGCAACACUGACCAGGAGAGACACACAACAACCAGGCCUGAAACCAGCAACACUGACCAGGAGAGACACACAACAACCAGGCCUGAAACCAGCAACACUGACCAGCAGAGACAGACAACAACCUCUCCUAAAGUUGCAGGGGUCUUGAGAGAGAAAGAGGAGCCUCAUGGUGAUGGCUCUACUGGUCCAAGCCAACCACUACCUUCUGUCCAGGAUGGGAGGCAGUCUAGAGCACCAACUAUGAAGAGGAACCUGGAUGACCAGGCAGGGGAAGAAGACCCAAGGCCUAAUCACGCCAUUUUAUCAGACAUAUCCACACCCAGAAAAGUCAUUAAACGCAUCACCACCAAACGGAAGGAUAUAUUUGAUUUGCUCCUGCAGAGCAACCCGUUCGACCUGGACAGUGUUCUACUGGCGGCCCAGACAGGAAAUGGUCAGGCGACAACAGGAAGUCAUCAUGACUCUGUUGAUUCAGUUGUGUUGAGAAGUCGAAGCACAGAUUUCCUGCUGGGGACAGCAGAUUUCAGAGGAAAGGAGGGAGGAAGGGAAAGGAAAACAGAAAAACAGGAAGUGAUGAAACCCUCACAACGCCAGAGAGAGGAGCUAAUUCUAACUCCAGAUGGGCAUCUCUCCCAGCAUACUGACCACUGCCAGAGCCAGAGAGAGGAGCUAACUCUAUCUCUAGAUGGGCAUCUCUCCCAGCAUACUCACCACAUAGACGUAGCAGGGUUCAAUCUAGGUGAAUAUCUAAAUCUCAACCCAACAAAGAAUACUGACAAAUACCAACACAACACAAUCUGUGCAGAGGAAACCAGUCAAAACCCUGACCAGAAUACAUGUCCUGAAGCCUUAGUGCCGCUAGCUGGUGAGGAUGCCACAAGAAACAGCAUUUCCAGCGAUAGGUCAAAGGUCACCCUCACCCACCGACCUGCUAGGCCAGUGAUUGACCCCAUUGACCUGAGCCUAAUGGACCAGGAUGACACCCGCUGUACCCUUAUAGACAACCUCUCACCUGUUGAACACCUGUCCCUGUCCAGAGCACCUGUCCCUUUGGAAACCACUGACGCUGUGAAUGUCUGUGUGGCUGGGAGUUCAUCUCCAUUUACUGGUGAUCAGUGUAAGCUAGACAAUGCUCUCCUGUCCGAGGAAGACUUGGAGGAGCAGUGUAGCGUGAGUCUUCUUCCUACAACAACAACACACCUGGAUGUCACAAGACAAGCUUCCGUUGUUGACGGUAACGAGAAGCAGACACAACCAGUCGAGAUGCCAUCAGCGAUGGAUGAUGAUGAAUAUCUUGGCUCUUGCAACACCAGCUCUCCAUCCCUCCUAGUGGCUGAGGAGCUCCACGGCCCUGUGGGGAUAUCAGAAUGUACAGAGACCAAUAUCAAUACACUGUUUAUGCCUAGAGCAAGUCAAAUCCCCAAAGCUUCUCCCAUUGGAUCAGAUGUUGGUUUAAAAGCCAACCUGCUUAGACGCACUGGUCUCGAUCUCCAGCUGACUGGAAACAGACUGGACAGAGAGACCACGGCUGCUGUGACUAGUAGAGACGGUGAGAGGUGUCAUAUUGAUGGUGGACAACGUGAGGGACGCUUUGUAACACACAGAGAGUCUGGAGACCCUGAUGCUUCUACUACUGACAAGACUAAAGACGAUGACGCUGACAGCUUCCCUGACUCUGACUGCACCGUGGUCUCUGAACUGGACCGCGCAGAGACAGAGAGCAAUGAUCUGGGACAAGUUGAAAAGGAGGAGGUGGAGAAAGCUCAUGUUCAACUUGAUUCAGAAGCGACAAUUGGUUCCUUUCAAGAUCAAGUGAGAGGAGUAGAAAACCAAACCCCCGGGACUGAAGAUGAGGCUUUAGAGAGUAGAGGCAAGGUAGAAGAGGAGCAGACUGCUGAUGCUUUAGAUACAGUAAUAGAUUACACUGAAGAUCAGGCUUUAGAUACAGUAAUAGAUUACACUGAAGAUCAGGCUUUAGAUACAGUAAUAUAUUACACUGAAGAUCAGGCUUUAGAUACAGUAAUAUAUUACACUGAAGAUCAGGCUUUAGAUACAGUAAUAGAUUACACUGAAGAUCAGGCUUUAGAUACAGUAAUAGAUUACACUGAAGAUCAGGCUUUAGAUACAGUAAUAUAUUACACUGAAGAUCAGGCUUUAGAUACAGUAAUAGAUUACACUGAAGAUCAGGCUUUAGAUACAGUAAUAGAUUACACUAAAGAUCAGGCUUUAGAUACAGUAAUAGAUUACACUGAAGAUCAGGCUUUAGAUACAGUAAUAGAUUACACUAAAGAUCAGGCUUUAGAUACAGUAAUAGAUUACACUGAAGAUCAGGCUUUAGGUACAGUAAUAGAUGACUCUGAGGCGUGUGAGAUGAAUGGUGAUGGAUCUACUACUACUGUAAUGGAGGGCUCCACUGGCCUGUUACCCGCUAUAGAUGACUGCCAAGCUAGAGACGACAUGAGGGAAGAUGAACCAGAGAUCAACACUAUGCAAAGUGACGCGGGCAGCGCCACACACCACAACAGCUCCAGUCAACACAAGAGGAAAGCCAAGAGCAGUAGAGCCAGACCUGGCAAGAGGCAGGCCAAGCUGUUGUUGAAACCAAAGCCAAAGCCAAACCCUUGGGCGUCGCAAAACACCAGCACUCGCACUAGUUACACAACCGAUGGUGCUGAUACCUCAUCUAGUUCAGUAGUUAGCAUGCCUGGCACAAAGAUUCCCUUGAGGAAUCUCCACAAGAGAAACCGCAUGGGAGAGAGCCACCUUCACCUGGCAUGCAAGAAAGGAGACCUGGCUCUAGUGAGAGGCCUUAUUGAAGCAGGUUUAAAUGUCAACCAGAUAGAUCACGCAGGCUGGACGGCGCUGCAUGAGGCCAGUGCUGCAGGCUCCGAGGCUGUGGUCAAGGAGCUACUGCAGGCUGGGGCUGACGUCACCUGUAGAGGUCUGGAGGGCCUCUCUGCUCUGCAUGAUGCUGCUGCCUCAGGACACUACGAGGUAGUGGAGCUCCUUCUCCAGUAUGGAUCAAACCCCCAAGACAAGAACGCUCUGGGCCAGACCGCUGUGGACCUAGCCUGCCACGACGACAUCAAACAACUCCUUUCCACAUUCCAGGGCCCUUUUGUCCAACGAAGUGCUGCGCCUUCUGAGAGGCCCUCUGAGAGGCCCUCUAAGCAAUGUGUCUCUGAGUCUGGGUCUGAGGGUCGCUGCAGGAGGAAGCCAGCUGGCCCAAGCUGUUUCUGCUGUGAGGGCGACAGGGAAAGACACAAAGCCAGACGCACAGGUGUCAGGGAUACAGACGGAGACGGACAGCCAGGAGACAAAGAACGAGACGGGCAGCCUGGUGACAUUCAGCCCAGACAGAAAGACAGCACCACUGAGACAGUCAAACUGAAUCGCUCUGAAGCUAUCACUACAGCUCUGGAGGAAGUGGAGAGAAAACAGGAGGAAAUGUCAACCUGGAAAUUAAAUAAGUCAGAGGACGCAGACAAAUUGACGGUGGCGCUAUCAGAGAUCCAGAGUGUUCUGAAUGUUGUGCUGGAAAAACAGCAGGCGGAGAAAGAUGAUCUGACCAGGAAGUACAGGAUAGCGUCAGACUCGUUCCGGCAGGGUGUGCUGCGUGGUCAGCUGACCUCGUUGGCGUCGCGUCAGAAGAAGCUGCUGGGUAUCCUCCAGAAGCAAAGCGACUUCAAGCUCCAGCUCCGCACCCGGAGGGGCCCGACCCUGACUCAGCUCCCCAGGACACAGCACUCCCAGGCGGGGAGAGAUCAGAACGUCUCCCCCUCAUCAACCACCACCUCCAGCCCUGCUCCCUCAGAGAGGAGACUCGCAGGCAGCCAGGAGGGGAGCCCCACUUCCCCCUUGUUCAGCUCUACUGGUAAUCACGACAACAGAGACAAACAACAAGGUAGUAGCCAGACAUCUCAGGUAGCGCCGCCUCCAGCACAACCUCCAACACUCCUUUGGACCGCCACCACGACUACCCCUCAGCACACCACCAGGUAUUUCCUGGUACCAAUGCCCACAGCUCCUCCCUCAUUGUCUCUGGCUCCACCCACCAGCACCAAUCAGAUCAGUAAGGACAUUCCAACACAACACCGGGAUGACAAAAACAACACUACCUUUCCAUCACAACAAAGAAACAGCGAACCACAACAGGGAAACACCCUUGACAUGGGAAGCAAGGUGUCACAACAAGGAAACGGAAACGAUGAUGGAGAAGAGAACAGGAAGUUGAUCAGGCUCAUCAAGAUAGGCAUCAUCACACCAGGAGAGGAUGUUCUACAGCUGAUGUGGAGGGGCUGUGUCCACCAGGCAUCUCUGCUCCCAGAGGGGUGGAUCAGAGACGGGGUCACAGGCAGAGUGUUCCAGGCCCCAGAGCUCUGGGUAGCAGCUAUCCUGGGAAACAACAUCCCUGUCUCCUCAGCCUAUGCCUGGGACAAGGUGACGUACAGACACAGGUCUCUGUCUGGUUACUUACUGGGUCUAGUGGACAUGACGGCCCCAGCAGCAGCAUCACAGAAGCCUGCCGAAUCCACACACCACGAUGGCUCCUCUGCUCAGCCUCAGGACGUCCCAGCUGCAGGGGCACCUCUCUCAGAGUCAUCGGCAGUACUCAGAAAUAUAAUGCAAAUCAAGUCGAUCAGAUUGAUUGGUGAUGAGGAGUUAGUGCCCCGUCAUAUAAUGGACCGCUAUUGGGACAGUCUCACUCAGACACACACUGACGACUGGCUGUUUUAAACUGACCGGAGAGACUGAAGACGGAACGUUAUUCAUGUUAUAAUUGUUACUGUAUCAACGUUACUUGAACUCUGUUAUCAGUGUUGUAAUGGACUGCUACUGGGACAAUCUCACUCAGACACACACUGGCAACUGGAUGUUUUAAAAUCAACCUUUUAUCCCCCAUGGAGAGACUGAAGACUAAUAUUAGUCAUAUUAAUGUAUGAUUCACUGUUAUCAAUGUUAUUAUUCAAGAUGUACAAGUGGGUGUUUUAGAAUUAACUCUUUAUCCCACAAAGAGAACUAGAGACUCCAGGGCUACUAAUGUUAUAAUUAAGCAAUAAGGCCUGAGGGGGUGUGGUAUAUGGCCAAUAUACCACGGCUAAGGCUAUUCUUAA
Coregonus clupeaformis (lake whitefish) is the source of this 7505-nucleotide messenger RNA. Its product is annotated as ankyrin repeat domain-containing protein 31. The record is from RefSeq and is a predicted model, not a curated record. NCBI's taxonomy places the organism in Eukaryota, Metazoa, Chordata, Actinopteri, Salmoniformes, Salmonidae. The transcript is spliced from 26 exons. Bases 67 to 7128 code for a protein of 2353 amino acids. Gene Ontology annotation, molecular function: protein binding.